UUUCAGCUAAAUGGCCGACAAACUUGCCUUCACCACAGCCGAUCUCGUCACAUGCCUAAUUUGUAUUCGGGAGUUCGACACAAAAACCCGCAAGCCGAAGGUUCUCCAUUGUGGUCAUACAGUAUGCGAGGAAUGUACUGAUAAUCUCAGAGAUUUCAAUGCGCCCCUUCUCGUUGUUCGAUGUCCGACGUGUCGUCAAUUCACUAAAAGACCGGUGGCAGAAUCAUGUAACACGAACUUCCAACUGAUGGGAUAUCUUGCCGAGAAGGAGAAAUUCGAACGAGAGAAAAAGGCGAAGGGUGGAAAACCGAAAAAACCAGAUCAAGUGCUCACUCUCAAAAUGGCUCGAAGUAACCGAAUGGAGAUUCAUGUUGCAUCGAAAAAAGAUCUUGAAGGACCUGAAUUGUAUCUUCGUAAGGAUUCCGAAGGAAAUACUCAUAUUGUUGUUGCUGGACUGACGGGAUCACCAGCAGAAGUUAUGAAGUUUAUUACUGAAAAUGGAAUUAGUAUUGAGACGGGAGUUCUGAUGCCACAAGUUGUGUAUGAUGAGGGUCGCACACGUGGCGGGACUGAAAAGUUUGCGAAGGUUAACAGCAUGGCAGCUGGUCAAUCUGCUAUCAAGUGCACAAAGCCACCGGUUAAACUCGAAGAGCUGGAGUUUCAUAAGACAUUUGAGCUGAAAGUAAGCGAGGAAUCUGGAUCACUUAAGAUGGAGCUGGUGCAGAAAGAAGAAGUUCCGAAGAAUGGAUUUGGAGUGUUCGAAGGAUGUAUGACAAAACCAUCUGCAAAACGUCUCAAAGAGUUUACCGACAGUUGUCCAGGCACUUCAGCCGAAGAUGAAGUCCAAGUUAUCGAGCCGGAGCCACUUCCAAAGCGUCGCCGUACGAGAAAAUAGAAUAACCUUCUCGAAGAGAUGACUAGAAAAUAAAUAUUCGGGCUUUUCAUAAUUCUCAUCCGCUAUUAGUUCUCAAAAUUAGAAGUUUUAACCUCAUACAAAAUGAUCUGCAUGAAAAUAUUUCACAUUUUAUAUUAAGUUUCUUUUCUCCUCCACACAUUCUUGGUCUCUCCCACCUCCUCCCCGUCCCCCCUCAGCUCUUUCUUUUAUCCUGAUUAAUUUGAAUGUUUUUUUGAUUCCACGUGUUCUCUUCCGUAUCAUUUUUCUAUUUUUAUUUAUUACUGUUCCAUUCCCCAAAUGUUUUUUUCUCGUUUCGUUUCGUUUUCGUGCUCUUUUAUUUAUUGCUCGAAUAUUCGAAUCGGAUAGUCUUUGAGAACCCAAUUUUAUAAAUGCAUUCAUUUAC
This is a messenger RNA of Caenorhabditis elegans, 1298 nucleotides long. It is a transcript of the gene T20F5.7, whose product is annotated as RING-type domain-containing protein. The record is from RefSeq and is marked reviewed. The coding region runs from base 11 to 895 and encodes 294 amino acids. The transcript has 3 exons. NCBI's taxonomy places the organism in Eukaryota, Metazoa, Nematoda, Chromadorea, Rhabditida, Rhabditidae.